AUGGAGGACAGAGAGAUGUCGACCAAAACAGAAAGCACGUCGUCCAGGCCGCCGGAGAUACCAGAAAAUGACUGGAAAAUCAGUCUCUACGACCCCGGCGACAACGAUGACUGUCCCCGAGCUUGUUUCCUCCCCUGUGACAUGUUCGCUCACACACGUUAUCGAUUGGACUUGAUCAAACAGGGUCGAGAUCCUCUCGAUCUCACCGAUUACAAAGACUUCAACCCCACUUGUUGGAAGUUCUUCGGGUUGUGCACUGGGGGUGUCUGUAUCGGCAGCGGCAUCUACACCGGUAGAGAGACGACCAGGAUCCGUCAAAAGUACGGCAUUAGGGGCACAGCAGGAGACGACAUGACCAGAGGGAUUUUCUGCCAGCCAUGUUCCCUAAUUCGAAAUGACCUCGAGAUCCGCCAGCGUGAAAGUAUGAAACAAGAGGCCGACCUUCCUCCCCCGAGGCCCCUUGGCGAGGACUACCAGCCCAUCUUUGCUAUCAAGCCCGAUGGCUACAAGUCGGAGCCGCGAAUGACUACCCCCAGAGGCAUUUUGAAGCCAAUCACGUCUCCGGAAAGCUCAUCGCCGCCGGACGGACAACCCGCUCUGCGAGAAGUACACUUCCACGAACCGGGGCUAGGAAAUGCACCCAAUGUGACUGCGUCGUACCCUGCUGAAGUCGGUCAUGUCUCUCAAUCUUCUUUUAGCCCUAGGACCGAGGGUGGCCCUUUGAUUGUCAACCAACGACGCAGCAGAGAAGGGACGCUCACUCCGAUCGAAGAAGCAGACAACCCUGCUGGUGAAGAAAGGAAGAAGAGCACCGUCUUGGGCCCAGCAAUGAACACCUUCCAGAGGACGACAAGCCCACCCGUAAUGCAUGUCACCACCAGCGAUGCCCCCAUCCAGGCGCCAACCCCAACUCGUGACCACGACAGAUACGGCAACGGCCGAGGCCCGGACACUAAUCGGUUGGAAGCACCAGUCCGAUCCCGGGAAUCGCCUCCUAUGACACCUACUGGAUCUACCAAUGCCCGAAGUUCUGAGGACCAGCCUGAUCGCCUUGAAGCUCCGAACCGGCCUUUGGACUCAACCCCAAUCCCACAGAGAUCUCGAGAUAUUCGACUGUCCGAGCACAGAUCCGACGAAGCACCUGCACAAUUCCCAGUCAUAGAAGCGCGCGUUCCGUCACCCGAGCUUUCUCGAAAAGCACCCAAGAUCGGAAAGUCAAAUACCCCAGUCCGCAAGUCGCGCUUCUCCGAGGAGUUUGAUGCACCCUCCGCCGACGAGAUCUUCUCCAAUAUCCCAGACGUAGCCCCAAGUAGCUCACUCGAUGCGCCGCCCCGGCUUCCGCACUUGCCUGGUGCAUUUGACACCCCAGCUAUGCCACCCGCAACCGUACCUGCAGGCUCCUCUAACGUCCCUUCCCAAUUGCCCCAACUCCCUGGUGCAUUCCCUUCCUCUUCACACUCCGAGACACCGAAUAUGAAGCCAUCCGCUCUCGAGCAGCUUACCGCCCUUCGUGACGUGGCGAACCAAUCUCCCAAGGUGGUCACCGUCGAGGAGGCGGAGACUUCAAUUGCAGAAACGAUCCAGGACGAAGUAGACGAAGCGCAGGACGUAGGUCGUUCACAACCUCAUGAUGUGGGCAACGAUUUCCUCGCUGGGGUGCCUCCGCGAGCUGAAGCUCACGAUAUGGGCACUGAUACGGUUGUUCCCUUGCCGGAUCAACCAGAAGCACACGGUCCGCACAUGGAUGCCAAGGUUGCUCUGGCCGCCGCCAGGAUCAAAGAUCACCCCAUCGAAUCGGAUCCUCGCAUCAACUCGCCCAAACCGAUCUCCAUCCGCAACCACCAAUUCACCGAGGACAAGCGACUCGCGGUGCCGAGAAGCGACAGCCCUUUUAAACCCGGCAUCCACUUGGACCAGCGUGUCCCGACUCCUCCAGCCUUGGUGCGACCGCAUAAUCGCCUUGAAGACCGGCAAAUCGCUACGCCCAGUCCCAGUGCUGAUCGCGAAAAUCGCAACCUAGGCGCAGACGUCAGGACCGCGAGUCCAGGUCUAGGAUCGAGGCGUGGAGGCCUGACGGGUGGAAGACCUCAUUCACUUCGCCACGAUAGUCGUGUUGGUACCCCGAAGCCUUCAGAAAAUGUCCAUGAUUUGGCGGGGGAUGUGAAAGCGCCCGCAGGAUUAGUGAGUCCGUUGGCGAAGAGCCCGGAACCGAGGAGCCCUCCGCCCAAGAGACCGGCGGCGGCUAGUCCAGCUUUGAGCGCGUCCAGUAUCAGCAUUGGGACGAGGGCGCAUCAAUUGUUGGAGCACUUUUUGGAGGGUAAUAGGAAGGGGGCGGAGCGCGAAAGUGGGAAUAAGUCCCUACCCUCUCGACCUUGCUGGGGUGUGGCCGCCCGUGCCGACCGAUGCUGUCCGGCAGUGAGGGCGGAGAAGCCUUUUGUCCCGGUGCCGGGGGCAGCGGACUUGACUCCACCGGCUCCGUCUCACAAAGUGGCAUCUCGUUCAGACAAGAAGAUAUUCCUCAAGACUGUUUUGCGACCACUCACUCAUCCCUCACCCUCAACCACCAAAUCGUCAUCACUCCAAACUCACCCGAGACAACAACAACACCACACAACCAUGUCCGAACAAAAACAAACAGUCCACAUCGGCACCCGCCGCUCCGCCCUCGCCCUCCGACAAGUCGACCUCGUCAUUGCCGCCCUCCAGCCUCACCACCCCAACGUUCACUUCCAAGUGCACGCCCUCGCCACCCUCGGCGACAAGAACCAAACGGCCUCUCUGCCCUCCCUCGGCAAGGGCCUCUGGACCAACGAGCUCGAAGCCAAGCUGUUCAACAAGGAAGUCGACUUUAUCGUGCACUGCCUCAAGGACAUGCCCACCACCUUGCCCGAGGGCGGUAAGAUUGGUGUUGUGACGGAGCGCGAGGAUCCGCGGGAUGUGGUGGUCAUGAAGAAGAAGUGGGCCGAGCAAGGGAAGUACAAGUCUCUGGCUGACCUGCCCGAGGGCGCCAUCGUGGGAACUUCGUCGGUGCGCCGUGCGGCCCAGCUGCGCAGGCGGUACCCCGGCUUGGUGUUCAAGGACGUACGAGGCAACAUCGAGACGAGAAUGAGAAAGUGCGACGAGGAGGAUUACGACUGCAUCAUCUUGGCCGCGGCGGGGUUGUUGAGGAUGGGGUACGACGAGCGGAUUGCGCAGUGGUUGGAUUCGACGACGGAAGGGGGAGGUAUGCUGCAUGCGGUUGGACAGGGCGCGCUGGCCAUGGAGAUUAGGGAGGGCGAUGAGAAGACGCUGGAGAUCAUCAAGCCGUUGUGUCAUGAGAAGACCAUGGUGGCGACGUUUGCGGAGCGCGCCGUCAUGAGGAGCUUGGAGGGCGGGUGCAGUGUGCCGAUUGGUGUCGAGACCAAGUGGGUGGGCGAGGAUCAGUUGCAAUUGAAGGUGACGGUGGUCAGCUUGGAUGGAAAGGAGAGUGUGGAUGGGCAGAGCGUCGAGGUAAUCAAGACGAUUGAGGAAGCCGAGGCGAUGGGUCAGAAGCUGGCGGAGGAUCUGGCUAAGAGGGGCGCGCAGAAGAUUCUGGACUUUGUCAACCAGGGUCGUGCCUCGGGAGGUGCGCUCAAGAUUGGUGAUCUCUGAAUGUUUGAUGGUUUUUGUGUACGAUAGAGAAGGAUGAGAAGAUGGCGCGAGGUUUUUUUGCGGGCGAACCAAAAGUUGAGAGGUAUGCGAGGCGCAACCCUGGGUUUCUACGAUCUACUGAAUGUUUUCCAUGCAUGUACAUAAUCCUGGUAUGAUACUUGGAUGCGUUCCAUCGCAUGCAUGCUUGUCCCGAUUUAACUCCAAUUCGAUGUAUGCAUAAAACUACCAAACACCGCCCUUCGCCGUGUGAUGAUAACAAAAAUACGUCUCUGGGCGUAGUUUGUUGGGCCCCCCAUGUUGUUUGUCUAAAAGCAGGUUGAACUGUCCGAAAUUGAGUUGAUCCCCGUAACCAUUUCCCCGGGUUCCGUCAUAAAUAGCCAAUAUACACCAAGCGUCAUUAAUCUUUUUCCCGUCAAGCGGCGCCCCAUGAUUUUGAAUCUCUUGCGUUAUGUUCAGUGGUCCUCGGCGGCAGUGAACUCCUUGUAGGCCUCCUCGUCCAUGAGCUUCUCGAGAUCGGCAAUGCCCUGGUCGGUAACCUGGACCUUGGCGACCCAACCGCCGCUGGCAGAGUGGUCCUCGGGAACCUUGUUAAUGGUGGAAGGGCUCUCCUCGAGGGUCAAGUUGCUAGCAAUGACCUUGCAGCUGACGGGGGCGUUGAUGUCGGCGGCAGACUUGACGGACUCGACAGCACCAAGGGCAUCGCCAGCGUGGACCUCCUUGCCCUCCUCGGGGAGCUCGACGAAGACGACGUCGCCGAGGGCCUUGGCAGCGUAGGAGCUAAUGCCGACGUAACCAGUCUUCUUGUCGUCGGAGAGCUCGAUCCACUCGUGCUCGCGGG
This is a messenger RNA of Neurospora tetrasperma FGSC 2508, 4468 nucleotides long. RefSeq lists its product as uncharacterized. The transcript has 5 exons. Gene Ontology annotation, cellular component: cytoplasm. Gene Ontology annotation, biological process: heme biosynthetic process. The coding region runs from base 1 to 3630 and encodes 1209 amino acids. Lineage: Eukaryota; Fungi; Ascomycota; Sordariomycetes; Sordariales; Sordariaceae. Gene Ontology annotation, molecular function: hydroxymethylbilane synthase activity. The record is from RefSeq and is a predicted model, not a curated record.